Messenger RNA from Periophthalmus magnuspinnatus, 1959 nucleotides. RefSeq names its product platelet glycoprotein Ib alpha chain. The transcript is spliced from 7 exons. Gene Ontology annotation, molecular function: protein binding. Gene Ontology annotation, cellular component: plasma membrane. Bases 1 to 1959 code for a protein of 652 amino acids. NCBI's taxonomy places the organism in Eukaryota, Metazoa, Chordata, Actinopteri, Gobiiformes, Gobiidae. The record is from RefSeq and is a predicted model, not a curated record.
AUGGCGGCGGCCGGUUGCCUCGAGGGUCGGGACAAAGACGAUCGUCCACAGGUGAACUGCACCGGGGCGGGGCUCAGACGGGUACCAGCGGGAAUCGAACCGGCAACCCAGGUUUUGUUGUUCCCGCUAAACCAGUUCUCGGACUUUUCUUGGACGUAUUUCACGACUUUCGACCAGAUCCAUGAAAUCGACCUCAGCAAAAACCAGAUCUCCGCCCUCAGCCCCAGCGUCGCUCCGGUCCUGCCCAGCCUCUCGGUGCUCCGUCUGGGCUCGAAUCAGCUCCGAGCGAUCCCUGAACACUGCUUCUCUGGAAGUCCAGCUUUGACCGAGCUGUACCUCCAAAACAACCUCCUCAGCUCCCUCCGAGACCUCUCCUUCUCCGGACUCAGUAAACUCGAGAUCCUGGAUUUGUCUGGCAAUCACAUCCAGACCCUUCCUCCGCUCAUGAUGCAUCCUCUGACGAACAUCGAGACGCUGUAUUUAGAAGGAAACAAGAUCAAGGUGCUGCCUGAUGAUUGGUUCAGCCAGAAGGAGGAGGUGCCUUACCUGUACCUCUCGGCCAAUCCGUGGGCUUGCUCCUGUUCCCUCGGUUACCUGUACAAUUAUCUGGACAUGUAUGAAGGAAAUGUUUACGUGAGAGACGGACCCAUCAUCAACCCGGACAUGGAGAGUGUGAUUUGUGGAAGUCCACGGUCUCUAGCGGGUCAACCUGUGGUCAAACUCGAAGAAUCGGACUUUUGUGACCCACUGAGUCCCACAGAAUCAGCUCCGACUGAACCGAGAACCGCUAUGUUUCCAGAUGAUGUCGAUUUUUUUGGUACACCCACUGCUAGCUCUACUCCUCCUCCUCCAACGACUACCACAGCUGCUACUACUACUACUACUGCAGAUAUUACUACUCCAGUUUACAGAUAUUUGACUGAGAAGUUUUAUAAAGAUGUUACAAGGUACGAAAUUUACACAAGUGAUUGGUCUGAAUUUUGGGGAUCGGUCCGAGGACAUGGACGACAGGUCAAAAAGACAACGACACCUCCAACGACCGAACCCCCGACUACCCCAACGACCCCACCGUCUACAACUACGCCUCCCGCAACCGAACCCCCAACGCCGACGACUCCAACGUCUACAACUUUCCCCGCUUCCCCGACGCAAAAUUCUGCAACACCGCUGACUUUUUCCACAACGAACCCAACUGAAAUACCAAAAACGACCUUUUUCACCCUCGAAACCUUUAAAAUGACUCCUACAGAAACGGUUAGCAUGGUUAGCAACAACGGAAGCAGCGGCAAAGUUAGCUACGUCGAAGCGAGAAGAGUUUUUUGCUUUUGGCUGUUCGUUUGUUGUGUUUUUCUUUGCGUUAUUUCUGCCGUUUCUUCACUGAUCGUCGCUUGUAGGUUGUAUUUUUGGUACACAGGCAUCUAUAAGUCCUUAAAAUGUAUUAUAGUUGGCAAGGAGCAAAUUAGAAUGGUGACUUCUUGCGGAAAUAUUCACAAACAACAGGCAAAAUAUCGAACUAUGCUGUUUGUGUCUAAGGAUGUGAAUCAAGGCGAGCACGUGGAAUGUUUCGUUAGUUUAGAGCCAAAAAAUGGGACGGAACAAGCGCAAAACGUUGAAAAGUUAGCCUACAAACAGGAAAUGUAUCGCGUGAUCAGCAAAGAAGAGGAAAUCGACGCUAACGACGUGCUAGCGGAAUGCAAAGCUAGCCGAGGAGCUAACACGGGCGUAUCUAAAAAGCGUUACAGUGUUAUUUUGAGGGAAGAAGGUGAAAAAGAUGGAGGAGAAAUAGAGAAAUGCGAUUGGGUAGUUGGGGGAUGGGAGGUGGAGAAAGGGGCGGGGCCUGGAAGCAGCUGGGGGGAGUGGCUAGGGCAGAUUUUACCCAGCGUGCCGUGGGGGGUGAGCGCGCCGGCCAAAAGUGAAGCGGCGUCGGUGGAGUGUCGUUCGAGUGAAAAAGACGAGUAA